Molecule: messenger RNA, 3033 nt
Organism: Haliotis rufescens (red abalone)
Lineage: Eukaryota; Metazoa; Mollusca; Gastropoda; Lepetellida; Haliotidae
Product: E3 ubiquitin-protein ligase COP1-like
Exons: 22
Coding region: 220-2085 (621 amino acids)
Biological process (GO): proteasome-mediated ubiquitin-dependent protein catabolic process
Molecular function (GO): ubiquitin protein ligase activity; protein binding
Source: RefSeq, a predicted model, not a curated record
AAUGCAAUUUUAGCUGGAGUAAACAGACAGUUUCCGGUCAACUUUGUCUUAGAUUUACUAAACUUGUUGGGUAUUUGCACCCUCAAAGCUGCGUGCAUUUACUAGCUUUCUGUUAUUUGAUUUUGUUGACACCAACAGAAUGGUGACACAGAUUGACUUUAUUUUGUUUGCCGAGCAAGGCUGGAUGUGUUGCUCCUGACUUGAGACUCCUAAUCGACAAUGGCAGGCAGAACGCAACAACCGCCCCGCCGGAGAAAACGAGUGCAAACUCCUGUUUUCAGUAGUAUAGUUGGCUCAUAUGAAGACAAAGACAACGAUUUUGUCUGCCCUGUGUGCUUUGAUAUCAUUGAAGAGGCUCAUAUGACCAAAUGUGGACAUACGUUUUGCUUCAAGUGUAUCAAGCAGUGCCUUGAGAAGACCAACAGGUGUCCCAAGUGUAACUACAUCAUCGACAAUGCAGAGCACAUCUUCCCCAACUUUACAUUGAAUGAGCUGAUUCUCAAGUACAAGGGAAAACAGGAGGAAAAGAAAAUCAAAAUUGAGCAACAGACUUGUCCUGGUCCUGCUGAUCUGGUGGACUUGGUGUCGGAAGAUAACCUUGACCUUGCUAAUGUCAACCAGCUGCUGGAGUUCCUGGUACACAAGAAGCAACAACUAGAAGCUGAUGGUAAAUUAGCUGAAAAUAUUAUUCUGAAGGAAUUUCUGCAGCGAGUACGACAAGGGAAACAAGAUGAACUGGAAAAGUUGAAUCGGGAUAUUAACCUCCUAGAUGAGGAUGCCAAAAGAGUAGAUGAUUAUAUCAACGAGCAGCAAGAGAAAUACACAGCAUGUCCAGACCAUCUUGUACCAAAUGGCUUCGAACCUAUUAGGCCGUCCAUUAAUGAAUCCAUUUGUCAAGAUGGUUUUAACGGAAGUAAAAAUGCAGGGAAAUCGUUUACUCAAACAACAAUGGCAUCUCGGAGGAAGCAGAUCAGCCAACAUUUUGAGGAUCUUGAACAGUGUUACUUCGAUACAAGAGUAAAAGGAGUAGCUACAGGGGAUGAUUCUCAUGAUGGACUCCGAGAGUUCACAGACAGUCUUUCAAAGUUUACUCGCUUCUCUUCAUUUCGACCUCUAGCUACUCUCAGCUAUGCUGUUGACCUUCUCAAUGGUGGAUCCAGUAUAGUUUCAAGCAUUGAGUUUGACCGAGACUGUGAUUAUUUUGCCAUUGCUGGCGUUACCAAAAAAAUAAAAGUAUAUGAAUAUGGUACAGUUAUCAAAGAUGUUGUAGAUAUACAUUACCCGGUGGUGGAAAUGCUGUGCAAUUCUAAAAUAAGUUGUGUGACUUGGAGCGCCUACCACAAAGGGAUGCUGGCCAGCUCUGAUUAUGAGGGAACAGUCACGUUGUGGGAUGCCUUCACUGGCAGCAAGGCCCGAAUGUUUCAGGAGCAUGAAAAGCGUUGUUGGAGUGUGGACUUCAACAGAAUGGAUCCCAAACUUCUAGCCUCUGGCUCGGAUGAUGCCAAAGGUACAGUGAAACUAUGGGCCAUCAACUCGGAGCACUCUGUGGCCAACCUUGAGGCCAAGGCCAAUGUGUGCUGUGUUAAAUUCAACCCAGAGAGCAGGUACCAUCUAGCCUUCGGAUCUGCAGAUCACUGUGUACACUACUAUGAUCUGCGGAACACGAAGCAAGCAGUUGGAGUCUUCCGGGGGCACAGGAAAGCAGUGUCAUACGCCAAGUUUGUCAAUGCUCAGGAAAUAGUCUCAGCGUCCACGGACAGUCAGCUCAAGCUGUGGAAUCUCAACAAACCCAACGCAGUACGAACUUUUAAAGGUCACAUCAACGAGAAAAACUUUGUUGGUCUGGCAACUGAUGGAGACUAUGUCUCAUGUGGCAGCGAGAACAACUCUCUUUAUAUCUACUACAAGGGUCUUUCCAAACAACUGAUGACAUACAAGUUUGACACAGUCCGAAGUGUGCUGGAUAAAGAUCGAAAGGAUGAAGAUGCCAAUGAGUUUGUGAGUGCUGUAACAUGGAGACCUAGAUCCAAUGUUGUUGUGGCAGCAAACAGCCAAGGAACGGUCAAGGUUCUGGAGUUGGUAUAACCAAAUAUAUUAGCGGAGAUGAUCUACCAUGUCUUUCAUACCUCAGUACAGUGUGCGUGGGCCUGGUUUCAAUGCAAGGUCAAGGUCAUCGAAGGAAGACGACUACACUAAGCCAGAUACUUGGUGCGAAACAGGAGUUAGCGCACGUCCUGUCAUACUGUCAGACCCCAUUGUCUGGUCUACCAUUGCUAGGAAAACAAUCUGGAUGAACAAAUUCCUGGAUUAAUGAACCAGUGUCACAUAGACACGUGAGGAGUAUGUCCUUUAAAUGGAGCCAGGGUUUCACUGUAUGUGAGUUGUCUCCCCUUGGAUGGACAUGGGAAUCCACAAACACAGGAACACACUACAUCAGGCCUCUACUUAUGGGAGUAGUCAAGUGGUUAAAGCAUUUGCUUGUCUCACUAAGGGCUCAGGUUCCGUCCCCUAAAUUGAUACAAGGUGAAACCCAAUUCUCGUGUCCCCCACCGUGAUAUGUGUUGGAAUAUUUGCUAAAAGUUGCGUAAAACCAAACUCGCUCACUCAAGCUUGACUGAAUGAAUUGUCUAUAUGACCUGUCACUAUACUGUUGAGAAAUAACUGUUAUUCCUAUCCAAGUUAUCCAGGAGGCUUGCAGAUAUUUAUGAGUCCGCAUUAAUUUUAGUGAACUGGUCGAGCCAUAUACAUUUGUGGAUCAAGAGGAUAAGGGUGGGACGGGUAACUCGGGUACCCGUGCCGGGUGGGUACUGAGUAGGACCCGGCUACCCACAGGACUACCCGGACCCGUGGUUAGUCACGUGAUAGAGUUCUUGAUAAUUUUGUCAUUAAACAAUAUAUGGUUACACUAGAAGUCACUAAUUUUCGCAUUUCUUUCUGACUAAUCACCCAUUCCUUCUGAUUUUUCAUAUGGUUGAAUAAAGAUAUAACUUAAUUCAGCUUCAGUGUAUGAAUGACCAGAUACAUGUUUAAUAC